Molecule: messenger RNA, 967 nt
Organism: Helicoverpa armigera (cotton bollworm)
Lineage: Eukaryota; Metazoa; Arthropoda; Insecta; Lepidoptera; Noctuidae
Exons: 4
Coding region: 329-961 (210 amino acids)
Source: RefSeq, a predicted model, not a curated record
UAUCUAUGAGGACGUCUUAGUUAAUCACAAUAAUCACACUACUUGAAACCACUUGAAACACUGACGAUUGACAUUGACAGUCGACCAUACUUUUAAAUUAAACCGUUUUCCGUUUUCUAACGUGUUGGUUUAUUCUGAGUGUUAUUUUCUGGUUUUUUUAUUACGAUUGUUGCGUGUUCCUGGACUCUGAUACUGACUGCUUCUGUGAUUGACCUGGCUUCGUAUUUUGGACCUGUGAUCUACUGCAUUUUCAUUGACCCGGCUUUGUAUUUUGGAACCUCGAUCGACUGCUUUUACAUUGACCCGGCACCGUAUUUAGGACUAGAAAAUGCGUCCAGUGGAUCGUCUUAGGGGCGGAAUGCCAUCAACGUCAAGAUAUAAGUGCUACUUUGAUUGUGACAAUGACGGCCCAUUGCACCGAUUUCCUAAACCUGAAUACCCACAUUUGGAAAAGUUUAACUCGUGGAAAAAAGUACUAGAUAAAGCUUUACAAGAGAAAGGCGACAUCUACAUUUAUAACCAAAUUCGAUUUUGCGACAGACAUUUUGAAGAGUGUUACCGUUCAGCCAGUCACCGACUUACUCCAAAUGCAAUACCAACUCUAGAUUUAUCUACAUUACCAGUUGGUCAAACUCUUGAAGGUCCAUCGGGACAUGUCGAGGCAGACAUGUCGAAUUUAUUAAACAUUUCGCAAGAUAAACUUGCUGUCAUUGAGCCAUCCAGCUCUACCCACUAUCAUAGUGAUGUACAGAAUGCAUUACAGACAGCUGAACGCCCUAAAGGUUCUAGGAAAAGAGGGACUUGUCAAUAUUUAAAACGAGUCGUCACCUCCAAAGAGAAGGAGAUAAUAAAGUUAAAACAGAAAGUAUUGAAGCUGAAAAGAAAUAUAAGGAACAAAAUAACAAGAAACUCUCUGCAAGGAAAAUUUCCACAUCAAAAUCAUUUUGAAAGAGUUAAAUAAAAUGCC